GGGGUUUGUCUUUAUCAGUGAGACAGCGCCCCAGUUGGAUAACUGUGAAAGACCGUGUAGCCGACUGCGCGCUCCUCAACCGCCACAGUUUGUACACACACAUUCGGACACACACUGCCUGACACACACUGCCUGACACUCACGCGCACUCUCAGUGAAACCGUCUCCCCGGGACCAGCACGCACGCACAAUCUCUCGUCUAUCACAGCGCAUCGCGCACCACUGCGGUAAGACGAGAAGGCAGGCAGCGAAGCCCUGACACUCACUUGUUUCAACACUCGGCAUUCCAGGUAGUGCGUCUGCGACUCUCCGGAAAAUAAGAGGACUUACCACCACCAAUCGAGGAGGUAUAAAACCACGAGGCUACUACCACUCAGAGACUAGCCAUACUGCUCGUGAAAAGUUAUUAAUCGUCUUGAUUUCCCCACCUUGGAAGUGAAACCUGCUGUUUGAAAGAGGAUGAGACCGUUACUCGUAUCCAUCGUCCUCUGCUUGAGCGCUUCUGUCCCACAUUUUGUGAAAGGGGAAGUUUACGAGCCCAAUCCCUGCGAGAAUGGGGCUGCCUGCCUCAAUGUUCUGGCUGACGAAUCCUUCUCAUCAGCAGAUGGUGAGGAGGAGACGACUUCAGCAGGACCUUGCCAACCGAACCCAUGCCACAACAGAGGAAUAUGUGAAAUCAGUGAAACCUACAGAGGCGACACGUUCAUAGGUUACGUCUGCAAAUGUCCAACCGGCUUCAACGGGAUCCACUGCCAACACAAUGUUAACGAAUGCGAGAAAGAACCGUGUAAAAAUGGGGGCAUCUGCACAGAUCUGGUUGCCAAUUACUCUUGUGAAUGCCCUGGGGAGUACAUGGGAAGGAACUGCCAAUACAAAUGCUCUGGAUCACUGGGCAUGGAGGGGGGUAUCAUCUCCAACCAGCAGAUAACAGCCUCGUCCACCCACCGUGCUCUGUUCGGCCUGCAGAAAUGGUACCCCUACUUUGCACGGCUCAACAAGAAGGGCCUGGUCAACGCCUGGACAGCUGCCGAGAACGACAGAUGGCCCUGGAUCCAGAUUAACCUACAGAGGAGGAUGCGGGUCACAGGACUAAUUACCCAGGGUGCAAAGCGUAUCGGCAGCCCAGAGUACGUCAAGUCUUACAAAGUGGCCUCCAGUGACGAUGGCAAGACCUGGAGGACAUACAAAGUCAAGGGCACAGAUGAGGACAUGAUAUUCCGUGGAAAUGUGGAGAACAACGCUCCUUCUGCCAACUCCUUCACCCCUCCCAUUGAAGCACAGUACGUGCGCAUCUACCCCCAGGUCUGUAGGAGACACUGCACCCUGCGCAUGGAGCUGCUCGGCUGUGAGCUCACAGGCUGCUCUGAGCCCAUGGGGAUGAAGUCUGGCCACAUCCAGGACUACCAGGUCACAGCGUCCAGCCUCUUUAGAACACUCAACAUGGACAUGUUCACCUGGGAGCCCGGCAAGGCCCGUCUUGACAAACAGGGCAAGGUCAAUGCCUGGACGUCUGGACACAGUGACCAAUCCCAGUGGCUACAGGUUGACAUGCUCCUGCCUACUAAAAUCACCGGCAUCAUCACCCAGGGGGCCAAGGACUUUGGCCAUGUCCAGUUCGUCGGCUCCUACAAGGUGGCCUACAGCAACGAUGGAGAGAGGUGGCUCGUCUAUCAAGAUGAAAAACAGAGGAAGGACAAGGUGUUCCAAGGAAACUUUGACAAUGACACGCACAGAAAGAAUGUGAUAGAUCCGCCCAUCUACGCCAGAUUUGUCCGGAUCCUUCCAUGGUCGUGGUACGGAAGGAUCACUUUGCGUGCAGAGUUACUGGGAUGCACAGAGGAAGAGUGACCACCCUUCCCCCUCAUCUGUCCACCUGUCCCCCUCUCCCCCCUUUAAUACUGGAUCAUCUAACCCAGAUUCAGUGUUUCAAUAUAAACUGUGCAACCUGUGAAAAAAAUAAAUCAUUUUCCAAUGGAUUUUUCAAGAAUAUGUGUUUGGUUAUGGUGGGUUGCUGUUUGAUUUAAACCUGCCCUUGUCCUGAUUUUGUCCCUUUCUGUUUUCUUAUUUUUGUGGUCAUGGGGGGGGGGGGGGGGGCUGAGUGCGGAGAGGGGAGUCACACUGUGGUUUAAACAUAUUGCCCUGGAAGCUACUGCACAGUGUCACUUUUUUAACAAAGAAAGACAGGUUUCAUGUUAUCAUGCUUCAUUGGACAUUGUUAUCCCCACUGAAACUUAUUUUGGAACUAUCCCAAAAAUCAUUAAACUAUCGCAACUGAAUUACGACAGUGACAGAUAUAUAUUUACUUUGGAUUAUAACACCUCUUCAAGCCAGGCUUUUAACAUUACUAACACUGACAUUGUAGAGCAAAUACAAUACAAUGGCAAUGCUCAAUGCUGUUGAAUUAAAUGUAAAACACGAAAUAAUCGCAUGGUGCAUAAAUUAUGAUAUUAAAAGUUUGACAUAAAACUCCUUCCCUAAGAGCAAUUGCUUUGGUUUGGUUUAACGUGCAUUUCUCAAUAGUUCUGAUACACACUGCAAAAGCUUAAAAGUGAUCUACUAGAUGAGUAACAAGGACAAAAGUGGCACUGCAGUAUAGAUACGGAGGUUGAUGGGCUGACUGACUGAAGUGUGUCCAAAUAUUCUUGAAUUUUCUAUCUCAUCUUUAAUUUAUUUAAAUGUAAUUAGCAUUUAAAUUUUGUGUUUGAAAGAUAUCUUCUUGGAAUGUCACAUUUAUAGAAUUGUAUACAUUGUUUAGUUUUAGUUUAUUUUCUCUGCUUUUGUAUUCUGGUGCCCAAUCCUCCUUUUGCCUUUACAAUAUCAUUUUUAAUCAACGUGAAAAGCUCAGGAUAGAAGUCACCCAUCCAUACCCACACAAAGAGUAAGCCCUCCUUUGAAUAAUAAUAUUUGACAAAAUUUUGUGUGUACAGACAUUACCAUGCUAAUGAAAUAAAUCAAAUUAUAUUAAAAAUCUAUCACACAAAUAGCUUUCUAUUCAUGCGUUUUCACAAGAGUAUAAAUACAUGUAAGAACUUUGAAUAUUUAAAUAUCUGUACAAUUAACAUUAUCAGUUAUUAAAGUAUGUCACUGUAUUUCAGUGUUGCAUUUGAAAGUAUCAUGACAUGCAUCAUGAAAGUCUAAUAUUUCUUAGAUCCAUGGACACAGCAUUAGCAUCAUGUCAUGCAACUCACUUUUUAUAAUGGAUAUAUUUGGCUGUGCAUAAUGGUUUUUAUUUAAUUUUGUAAUAUCUUGGCUUUUGAUCAAGCUAUUUGUGAGUAUAUCUUGUCAUGAAGUUUCUGUGUCCAUGACGUUGUCUGUGUGCCCUUUUCACACAAUGGGAUCGUUACUAACCAACGGAGAUGUCAGCAUGACAUACAGUGGGGAGAACAAGUAUUUGAUACACUGCCGGUUUUGCAGGUUUUCCUACUUACAAAGCAUGUAGAGGUCUGUAAUUGUUAUCAUAGGUACACUUCAACUGUGAGA
Messenger RNA from Oncorhynchus masou masou (cherry salmon), 3480 nucleotides. RefSeq names its product EGF-like repeat and discoidin I-like domain-containing protein 3. The transcript is spliced from 11 exons. NCBI's taxonomy places the organism in Eukaryota, Metazoa, Chordata, Actinopteri, Salmoniformes, Salmonidae. The record is from RefSeq and is a predicted model, not a curated record. Gene Ontology annotation, molecular function: signaling receptor activity; calcium ion binding. The coding region runs from base 460 to 1848 and encodes 462 amino acids. Gene Ontology annotation, cellular component: plasma membrane.